Colletotrichum spaethianum is the source of this 1674-nucleotide messenger RNA. RefSeq names its product NADPH oxidase 1. Gene Ontology annotation, biological process: superoxide anion generation; defense response. Bases 1 to 1674 code for a protein of 557 amino acids. The record is from RefSeq and is a predicted model, not a curated record. Gene Ontology annotation, molecular function: superoxide-generating NAD(P)H oxidase activity. NCBI's taxonomy places the organism in Eukaryota, Fungi, Ascomycota, Sordariomycetes, Glomerellales, Glomerellaceae. Gene Ontology annotation, cellular component: plasma membrane; NADPH oxidase complex. The transcript is spliced from 5 exons.
AUGUCGGGUGAUCUCAGCUUUGGGGUCUUGGUACGGAAGCAGUUUACUCCUUCCAAGCUGCUCUUCCACUUCCUCUUCUGGACCUUCCACUGGGGCAUUUUCGCCUAUGGAUGGUGGAAGCAAGCCGCGGACGCGAGAUUGGCGGGCCUGAACACCCUACAGUACUCCGUCUGGAUUUCAAGAGGUGCCGGUUUGGUUCUCAGCGUCGACGGAAUGCUCAUUCUGCUUCCGGUCUGCCGAACGGUCAUGCGAUGGAUCCGACCCAAGCUCCGCUUCCUACCCCUCGACGAGAACCUUUGGCUUCACAGGCAGCUUGCGUACUCGCUGCUCAUGUUCACCAUUCUGCACACCUCUGCUCAUUACAUCAACUUCUUCAACGUCGAGGCAACGCAGAUUCGCCCGGUAACGGCCAUCCAGAUUCACUACGCCCAGGCUGGUGGUAUCACCGGCCACACGAUGUUGCUGUGCAUGCUUCUGAUGUACACGACCGCACAUGCCCGCAUUCGCCAGCAAUCCUUUGAGACUUUCUGGUACACUCACCACCUUUUCAUCCCCUUCUUCUUGGGACUGUACACCCACACCACCGGCUGCUUCGUGCGUGACACUGCUCUGCCGUUCUCCCCGUUCGCCGGAAAGGACUACUGGGACCACUGCAUCGGUUACCUUGGUUGGAGGUGGGAGCUCUGGACCGGUGCUUUCUACCUCAUGGAGCGUACCUACCGUGAGGUUCGCGCCCGUCGCCGUACCAAGAUUACCCGUGUCGUUCGCCACCCCUAUGACGUCGUCGAGCUUCAGUUCAACAAGCCGUCGUUCAAGUACAAGGCCGGCCAGUGGCUCUUCCUUCAGGUUCCUUCGAUCUCCAACUACCAAUGGCACCCGUUCACCAUCACCUCUUGCCCAUUCGAUCCCUACGUCUCCGUUCACGUCCGCCAGGUCGGUGACUUUACUCGGGCUCUCGGUGACGCUGUUGGUGCCGGAUCUGCCCAGGCCAAGCUCUACGAUGGCGUCGACCCCAUGGGAAUGUACGAGGUCGCUCUCCAGAACGGCCAGCAAAUGCCCGAUCUCCGCAUCGACGGACCGUACGGAGCCCCCGCCGAAGACGUCUUCGAGAACGAAAUUGCCGUGCUGAUCGGUACCGGUAUCGGUGUCACCCCUUGGGCCUCGAUUCUCAAGAACAUCUGGCACUUGCGCAACAGCCCGAACCCGCCUAGCCGUCUUCGUCGUGUCGAGUUCAUCUGGGUUUGCAAGGACACCGGCUCGUUUGAAUGGUUCCAAACCCUGCUCUCCUCUCUAGAGGAGCAGUCUAACGAGGCCGCCCGUGUUCCUGGCGGCUCGGGUGUUGAGUUCUUGAAGAUCCACACUUACCUCACCCAGAAGCUGGACAUGGACACGACACAGAACAUUGUGCUCAACUCGGUUGGUUCCGACCACGACCCCCUCACCGAGCUCAAGUCCCGUACAAACUUCGGCCGACCCAACUUCUCCAAGCUCUUCAGCACUAUGCGCGACGGCAUUCUGGACAGAACAUACCUCAACGGCUUGGAAGGCAGCAUGCGCACAACUGUCGGUGUCUACUUCUGCGGUCCUUCUGCUGCUGCUCGCGAUAUCAAGACGGCUUGCAAGGAUGCAACCAUCCGCGAAGUAAACUUCCGAUUCUGGAAGGAGCACUUCUAA